Ochotona princeps (American pika) is the source of this 996-nucleotide messenger RNA. RefSeq names its product keratin-associated protein 10-2. The transcript has 7 exons. The record is from RefSeq and is a predicted model, not a curated record. The coding region runs from base 406 to 825 and encodes 139 amino acids. NCBI's taxonomy places the organism in Eukaryota, Metazoa, Chordata, Mammalia, Lagomorpha, Ochotonidae.
UUGGGAGGACCUCACCCAGCCCAGACAGUCCACAGGCCUAAGGGAGGAGCAGGGACACGAGGCCACAGGCAGGGAGCAGCUGGAAGGGAAGUGGAGCAGCUGGGACACGAAUCAGCAUCCAAAUGGAAUCCUGGCGCUUAGAGGUGGAGGAUUACCCAAUUGAGCCAUUGCAUCGGGCUCUGGAUGGAGCCCUUGUGCCUGUCCUGGCAGCCCUGGGAAGCUUUUGAAAGUUUACAGAUGGAAAAAGAACAGGAGCAGGAUUUGAAAAAAGGGACCAGAAGCAGCGGAAGGCUCCUGGGCGGCGCUGGCACCGAGACGAUUGGUCCGAGCGCUGCGCGGAAUCCGUGAACUGCCCGCGGCCCCCUAGGGUGCAGCUCCAGGACUUGAGUGGUGCUUUUUUAUCCCAUGGAGGCUUCCUCCAGCCCGUGGAGUCCAACCCCAGCUCCCGUCGGCAGCCCCGCCUUGCUGCUUCCCAUCCCCGCCAUUGUCUUCAUCGCUGUGGGCAUCUAUUUGUUGUUCUUGGGCCUGGCGCUGCUCACUAGGCGCUGCCUGCUGGCCCAGGGCCGCUGCGCGGACUGCAGCUCCCCCUGCAGGAAGCAGAGCACCUCAGAGCGCCAGGACUGUUGCUGGACCUGCGCUGAAGCUUGUGACUUCCCUCUGCCCCGCCCCGCCCACCUCCUGGAUGCCUGCUGCCCCCAGCCCAGUGAAACUGGUUGGGCUCCUCGCUGCCCCAGCUGCUGCCCGCUCUGUGACUGCGCCUGUGCUUGCCAACUGCCCGACUGCCAGAGCCUCAACUGUCUCUGCUUUGAGAUCAAGCUGCGAUGAGUCUCUGACCAGGAGCUUACCCUCUGGGGAGUGGCCGGCCCCCAGGGCUCACCUGCCCCCCUUGCUGAGGAACCUCAGUACCCCUUUCUCCAGCACCCUUCCCCACCCCACGGACACACAAAUGGCUGGCCCAGCUCGGUGGCCUGGGACCUGCCAGUGGAGGGCCUGGUU